CACCAGUGUACACCAGUAGACACUACAAUUUUUUUUACACCUAUGUUAUGAUCUAUGUUUUACAUAUACAAAUAAAUUUGACAUUGUUGUAGUUAGAGGAAUUAAAAAGUAAACUGAAAAGUCAUAUGAAGUGGACAAAGAAAAUUAUAAGCAAAUAGUUUAAAUUCCAUAAUGUUGAAACCUAAAGCGUUAACUCAAGUGUUAAGUCAAGCUAAUACUGGAGGUGUAGAAAACACUUUGUUAUUGAAUCACGAAGGAUCUUUAUUAGCGUACAGUGGAUAUGGAGAUAAAGAUGCUCGGGUUACAGCUGCUAUAGCUUGUAAUAUAUGGUGUGCUUAUGAAAAACAUGGAAGAAAUGUUUUCCGAGAAGAACGCCCAGAAAUUAUUCUUAUGGAAUGUAUGGAAGGACGGAUAGCAAUUACACAAGUAGCUCAUCUGCUGUUGUGCUUAUAUGCAAGAAAUAAUGUCGGAUUUGGAAUGUUAAAGGAAAAGGCAAAUGCACUGUCUUCAUAUUUAGAAGGUCCCCUCAAACAGAUUGCUAUUUCAUAAGAAUUAUCUUUGGAGUAAACAAAGCAGUGUCUGCAUACAUUUAUAUAUUUUUUUCAAUAAAAUUAUGUUUAUUAUUGUAUAAA
Molecule: messenger RNA, 632 nt
Organism: Agrilus planipennis (emerald ash borer)
Lineage: Eukaryota; Metazoa; Arthropoda; Insecta; Coleoptera; Buprestidae
Gene: Lamtor2
Product: ragulator complex protein LAMTOR2 homolog
Exons: 2
Coding region: 172-549 (125 amino acids)
Biological process (GO): positive regulation of TOR signaling; cellular response to amino acid stimulus
Cellular component (GO): Ragulator complex
Molecular function (GO): guanyl-nucleotide exchange factor activity; molecular adaptor activity
Source: RefSeq, a predicted model, not a curated record